Podarcis raffonei (Aeolian wall lizard) is the source of this 1446-nucleotide messenger RNA. Its product is annotated as cytochrome P450 2J2-like. Gene Ontology annotation, cellular component: cytoplasm; intracellular membrane-bounded organelle. Bases 1 to 1311 code for a protein of 436 amino acids. Gene Ontology annotation, molecular function: iron ion binding; heme binding; oxidoreductase activity, acting on paired donors, with incorporation or reduction of molecular oxygen, reduced flavin or flavoprotein as one donor, and incorporation of one atom of oxygen. The record is from RefSeq and is a predicted model, not a curated record. Gene Ontology annotation, biological process: arachidonate metabolic process; xenobiotic metabolic process. Lineage: Eukaryota; Metazoa; Chordata; Lepidosauria; Squamata; Lacertidae. The transcript is spliced from 8 exons.
AUGGCAAAGCAAUAUGGAAACGUUUACACUAUACGAAUAGGACUUCUACCUGUCGUAGUACUGUCUGGCUUCCAAGCCGUGAAAGAAGCCCUGAUCAACCAUGAGGAAGAUUUUGUUGACCGACCGGUGACCCCUUUCCUUAGAACAACAUUAAAAGGAAGGGGAAUUGUAUUUUCAAAUGGUCACACGUGGAGGCAGCAGAGGCGGUUUGGUAUAGCUACUAUGCGGAAGCUGGGGCUGGGGAAGAAAGGCAUGGAGCACCAAAUAGAAGAGGCAGCCCAUCGUCUUGUGGAGGUCUUUGCAAAUUCAAAGGGACAGCCAUUUGAUCCAUCGGUACCAAUCACGAAGUCAAUCUCCAGUAUAAUAUGUGCUUUGACAUUUGGAAACCAGUUAUCUACAGAUGAUGAAAACUUUAAGAGACUGCUGGAGAUACUUGAAAUGAGCUUACAAUUUGGAGGCAGCUUUUUCCAUGCUCUUUAUGAAAUGUUCCCAUGGAUCAUGCAAUAUCUCCCAGGAACUCAUAAAAAGAUAUUUUCUGCCUAUGAUGAGGCAAUUUCCAUUGUGCUGAAGGAGAUAGAGAAACAUAGGGAGCAACAUUCCCUGACUGAGCCACAGGACUACAUUGAUUUCUAUCUACUUCAGCUUGAGAAAACCCAGAAUGAUCCUUAUACUACAUAUGAUGAAGAUAAUCUGGCUGAGUGUAUUCUGGAUUUUUUUGGUGCAGGGACAGAGACAACUGCUUCUACUCUGAAAUGGGCAAUGCUCCUUAUUGCAAUUCAUCCAGAAGUCCAAGAUAAAGUCUACAAGGAGAUGGAAGAUGUUUUUGGUUCCUCUCACUCAAUCUCCUAUCAAGAUCGUAAGAAACUACCUUAUACCAAUGCAGUGAUUCAUGAGAUCCAGCGUGCUAAAUAUAUAUUGCUUUUUGGGCCACCUAGGCAGAGUGUGAAGGAUGUAAACAUACUUGGUUAUCCCAUUCCCAAGGGAACCUUUGUUAUUCCAGAUCUGCGCUCUGUUCUUUACGAUCUGAAACAAUGGGAGAAUCCUAGAGAGUUCAAUCCAAAUCAUUUUUUGGACAAGGAUGGAAAUUUUGUGGCUAGAGAAGAAUUUCUGGCAUUCGGAGCAGGAGCCCGUGCAUGUAUUGGGGAGCAGAUGGCGAGGAUUGAGCUGUUCAUCUUUUUCACCAGCCUGCUGAGGGCAUUCAGCUUCCACAUACCAGAAGCAAAGAAACUCAACAAAGAACCUGUAACAGCAUUGACAAUGCAUCCCCGUCCUUAUAAACUCUGUGCUGUUCCCCGCAGCAGUUCAUCGUAAAGCAUAUACUGUAAAAAAUAAUAAUACUUCCAGCGUCUUAUAUCUUGCUGUAAAUUUCUACAUCGUUCUUGUUCUCUUCAUCCAACAUGUAUUACAGGAAGUUGGACUAGAUCCCUUUCAACUCUGCAAUUCUCG